AUGCGUUUCUCCACCAUCGCUUCUGCCGCUGCGCUCGCCCCGGCCGUGGUUUCGGCCACCUACAACGCCGACCUCAAGGACAAGCUGGGUGUGGCCCGCGUCCACAACAAGUGCCCCUACGACGUCUACCUCUGGUCCGUCAGGAAGGGCGACAUGGGCUGUCCCUCGGGCGCCGCCAAGGUCCUCAAGACGGGCGAGUCGUACGAGGAGCAGUACCGCGACCACAAGGACGGCGAGGGCGUCUCCAUCAAAAUCUCCAAGUCGGACAGCUGCAAGGGCGAUAACAUCGACAUCACCCAGCUCGAGUACUUCAUCAACCACGCCAACGCCGACUUCUUCUACAACUUCCUCGACGUCUCCUUCGUCGACUGCCUCGGCGGCAACUGCCCCGGCCGUGACAAGUUCUAUCUGAAGAGCGGCAACAACGGCGAUCCUCGUCUCGCGACCGCUGGCGCCGACAAGGCCAUCUGCCCUGUGCUCUCCUGCUCCUCCAAGGAGGAGUGCGCCACCAUGGCCUACAUCAACCCCGACGACGUCCAGACCAAGUCGUGCGAGCCCGCCGCCGACAUGGACUUCUACCUCUGCGUCUCGUCCCCCGACGAGGGCGUUUCCAACGACGCUCCCAAGCCCUCCGACGAGGAGAAGCCCGCGCCCAGCAGCGUCCAGGAGGCGGCCAGCAAGAUCGACGUCAAGAUCGCCGCUGCUGCCAUCACUCCCGCUCCCGCCGGCGGCGCUCAAAAGCAGCCCAAGAUCAAGACCGAGGUCGUCUACGUUACCGAGUACAAGUACGUCAACGCCAAGAGGCACGGUCAUGGCCACGUCCACAAGCGCUUCCACGCUUAG
Molecule: messenger RNA, 843 nt
Organism: Westerdykella ornata
Lineage: Eukaryota; Fungi; Ascomycota; Dothideomycetes; Pleosporales; Sporormiaceae
Exons: 1
Coding region: 1-843 (280 amino acids)
Source: RefSeq, a predicted model, not a curated record